Messenger RNA from Symbiodinium sp. CCMP2592, 3291 nucleotides. The record is from the annotation of a GenBank genome assembly. Lineage: Eukaryota; Dinophyceae; Suessiales; Symbiodiniaceae.
AUGCCAGUGGUGGGUCUUGUGGGCGCCCGCGCGUCCUCUGUCAGCGGCCCCAUUGCAACCUUGGCUGCGGUGCAGAAGGUGCCGCAAAUCUCCAUGGCCUCUACCAGCCCAAGUCUUUCAAACAAGGAGGUGUAUCCGUUCUUCUUGCGCACUGUGCCGCCGGACAGCCUCCAGGCGCUGGCACUCUGGCAGUGGAUCCUGCAAUUUGAUGUCCCUCUGGCGACCUGCUUAUAUUCCUCAGAGAGUUAUGGGCAAGGCCUCUUCAAUGAGAUCUUAGAUCUGGCCAGAGAGGAGCGUCAGCCUGAUCGCCUGCAGGGUCGGGCCAUACGGUUCAUGGUGCAGGAGUUUAGCAAUGAAGAGGCCCGGGAAUCUCUGAUGGCAGUCCGGCAGAUCGGCUCGAAGUUCCUGAUUUUGGCCAUGCAGAGCAGGAUGAUCGUUGAAAUUGGGCCUCUCCUUCAACAGGAAGGCAUGUUGAGCCCGGCUUGGCAAAUUAUCUGCUCCGACACGUGCACCUCCUCUAGCGUCAUGACCAUGCUGCCCCCGGGCGCUAUGACCUUUGCGACGGCUGGAAGGGGCUCCAACUUCGAGCACUUCAGGACCCUUUGGUCCAGACUGACGCCAGACGACAUCGUUGGUGAUGCGGCCCGAGAGAAGUUUGGUCUCGAUGCCAUGCGCGAACCGCUCGAGGAUGCUGCUGUUGCGGACAUGUUAGCCGCCGGUGCCUCCUCUGCAACCAUCUACGCGCCAUUGGCCUUCGAUGCCUUCUAUGCCUUUGCAGUGGCCAUCAACCGGCUCCUCGUCUCGGGCUUAUCAGCGGCGGAUAUUUGGGGCGACGUGCUUCUGGCAGAGCUUCGCCAGACGAGCUUCACAGGCGCUUCCGGCGAGGUGAGCUUCAACGAGAAUGGCGACCGCCUUGCUGCCUACGAGCUCUUGAAUCUUCAGUCCUGGGAAGCCUCGGUUCGCUCUGUCGCCGUGGCCGUUUUCUCCGCUUCCAGCGGCAACUUCUCCUUCAAGGAGCCCCUACUCUGGAUGGACGGCUCUGUGGGGAUGGUCACCCCAGAGCAUCUUCGCUCCUGCGACCGGGGAUUCUUCAAGGGCGAGUCGCGACGAUGUGUGCGGUGUCCAAUUGGCCACAGGUGUGAAGGAGGGCCCAGCGCGAGCUUUGUGGCUUGCGACAAAGGAACUUUUGCCAAUGAGAGCGCGAUGUCAAGCUGCCACCUCUGUCCGGAAGGCCACUUCGCUUCGGAAGUGGGUUCCGUAGCCUGCAGUCCUUGUGUCCCUGGCAUGGUGGCACCCGAGAAGGGCAUGGAGUCCUGCAAGAGGUGUGAGCCAGGGAGCUACCGAUCUUCCCCACGUGGCACAUACUGCGAGCCCUGUGGAAACAACCAGAUCACAUCCGAAAGUGGUGCCACCUCCCAGUCCGAGUGCAUCUGUGCAUCGGGCACCUUCAUGUGCGCAAGUCGCGGCUGCCUCCCGUGUCCAGUUGGCCUCUUCUGCCCGACGGGGCUGGGCCCUCCUCUGCAGAAGGCGGGUUUUUGGACGGACCCCGGCUCCUCUGAGCUUUGCCACUUCGAGGUUUUCCGGUGCCGAAACACACAGGAAUGCCCAGCCAAUGCGGCGUUGGGUGCCUGUGCCAUGGGCCGAGAAGGUCAAGCCUGUAACAAUUGCCAGGCCAGGCACUUCCCUCGACAGGAUGCUGAGCAGUUUGGAAGAUGCGAUCCCUGCGGUGAGAUAGACGUGCUUCCCGGAAUUGUUUUCCUGGGUAUCGCCACAUGCUUCUUGCUGCUUCUCAGCAUCUUCAAAGUCGAGCCGAGUCAACUGAGCUUCAAUUUGCUGACGGCUGCGGCCGUGGCAAGUCAGCUGGUGAUUGCCAUCCAGACGCUUGGGUCAAUGCGUCAGCUCUCCAUCAAUUGGCAGGAGCCUGUGAAACAGCUCCUGGAGUUCACCAAGCUUCUGACACUCGACCUCGACUUCAUCCGCAUCUCCUGCAUCUAUGGGACUGACAGCCCCGUGCUCGAGUUCAUCAGUCAACUGCUGGCAUGUCCCAUUGGUUGCACCACUUUCCUGAUCCUGUGGCUCUUGACCAGAUGCGGCAUCGGGCGGCCCAAACCUUUCGAUAGCAUUCUCAACCUUUGCGGUCUUGUCUUCUUCGCCUUCUUCCUGUCCAUUACUUUAGCCACGCUCACGCCGUUUCAGUGUGUCCCCAAUCCAAAUGGCACUGCCUCAAUGGCCACGGAGCCUGGCAUCAUCUGCUGGUAUUCCGAGGAGCACACAGCGCUCGUCCUCCUGGCCUUGGCCGGGAUCCUCAGUCAGCCUGGGGCCUUCCUCGUCUGGACGACUUACACGACGAUCAUGUACCCCUCACGGGUUGCGAGCGGCAGAGGCCUCCGAUUGGUGAACCGACAUCGCUUUCUGUUCCACCGGUUCAAGGCGGAGAAUUACUACUACGGCUUGGUGGUGCUCUAUCGCAGCUGCUUCGUGGCCAUCUUGCCAAUUGCUGCUUCCGACUGGCCGGAAGUGCAAGUGCCUAUUCUAGGUACCGUGCUUAUUGCGAGCAUGGCUUUGCAAGCAAGGACUUACCCCUGGCGCACGGAGCAGGCGAACCACGUCGAUCUCGUCUUCACCGGCUUCCUCCUGCUGAUUUUGCUCGGUGCCGCUCCACUGCUACAGCUGGACCUGUCGCAGUCCACCUCAGUGCUUGGGUGGAUGCUCUGUGUGCCGGUUUGCGGCCUGAUUGUGGUGGGCGCUGUGAUUCUUGCCCGGUCCCUUUUGAGACAUUAUCAGCAGAGAUACCUUUUCGGCAUCUUCCUCUGCCAUCACAAAGGGGGCGCUGGAAGCCUCUGCCGACUCAUGAAGCUGAUGAUUGCCAGGUACAGUCCUACCCGGGUUUUCUUGGAUUGCGAUCAGCUUGAAAACUUGGACCUGCUCUUCGACAUUGUCCGAUCCUCCACUCAGAGUGUUGUGGUUGUGCUAACGCGCGAUCUCUUGAAACGAGUAUGGUGUGCCGGGGAGAUCACGACGGCCUGGAAGAACAAGGUGACGACCGUGCCGCUGGUAUGCGACGGUUUCCAGCCGCUUCCGGAAGAAGUGCGCAAACUGAUCGUCACAUGGUGGACACCACAGCAGCAGCAGAUCCUUGCAAACUACGGGGUCGAGAUCGACGAUGUCCAUGCUGCCUACACUUGGCUUCAGCAUGAGCUGAAUCCACUGCCGAUGCCCAGGUUUGGACCAGCCCAGCCCUCAGCCAAAGUAAGAGAUAUUCCUAUAGCCAUAGUAAGAAGGCCCACGUAG